This is a messenger RNA of Choloepus didactylus (southern two-toed sloth), 2046 nucleotides long. It is a transcript of the gene MCMDC2, whose product is annotated as minichromosome maintenance domain containing 2. Gene Ontology annotation, biological process: double-strand break repair via break-induced replication. The transcript has 14 exons. Gene Ontology annotation, molecular function: single-stranded DNA helicase activity; ATP binding; DNA binding. Lineage: Eukaryota; Metazoa; Chordata; Mammalia; Pilosa; Megalonychidae. Bases 1 to 2046 code for a protein of 681 amino acids. The record is from RefSeq and is a predicted model, not a curated record.
AUGUCCAACCUAAAAAUGAAAGAGGCAGCCCUUAUCUAUCUUGACAGAAGUGGAGGUCUCCAAAAAUUUAUAGAUGAUUGCAAGUAUUAUAAUGAUUCAAAACAAAGUUUUGCUGUCUAUCGAUUCAAUAUUUUAAUAAAUCCCUCUGAUGUUGUUGAACUGGAUGCUGAACUUGGAAAUCACAUUUUACACCAGCCUUUGAAGGCUGCUCAAGUUUUUCAAUCAGUCUGUUUUAUUGCUGUUAAGACUCUUUCAUUAAUUGGGCAAUUGCAGAUUGAAACUCAAAUUAAUAUAGUGCUGAAAUUAACACAUUUACCUCCUCUGCCAAGUUAUGAUCUUGAUCUUUGUAAGUUUCCAUUUGAUUAUACAUCUCAGAGGUUUUAUAUGAUGCAAGGAAUUGUGAUUGCAAUGACGACUGUCACCAAAUAUACACAGGGUGCAAGAUUCCUUUGUUCAGAUGAAGCAUGCCCUCUUUCAGAAGGGUUUCGGUAUAUAAGAGUGCAUGUGCCUGGUGCUACAGAAUCUGCAACAGUAAGAAAUGACUUCUUGUGUAAUCUAUGUGCUUCUUCACUUCAAGAAGAUAGAAAAUUUAGAGUACUUGGUGAUAAACAGAUAGUUGAAGUAAUUACCUCAAAGGCACUUGAUGCUUUUCGAGGAUAUUCUAACAGCCAACCAUUUAGGUUUCAAUCCUUCACAAUUUUCCUAAGAGAUGAAUUGGUGAAUAAAAUGAAUAUAGGAAAUGAAUAUAAAAUUAUUGGAAUUCCAACCUGUGUAAAAACUUCACAAACUGCUGUCUGUAUAGAGGCAAACAGCAUUACUUUUUGCAGUUCCAAAGUUCCUUCAGGAAUUAAUGACAACUUCAGGUGUCUCCUCUCCUUGACUUCUAGCUCUUGCUGGAAGUUUGCAGCGAUACUUGCCAACAUCUUUGCAUCACACAUUGUUCCUCCUGGGACUUACAAUUUGCUCAAGCUCUGUUUAUUGAUGAGUCUUGUACAGACAAAUGACCGUAAAAAGGAACUGGAAGAUUGCCUAGAUGUUUUAAUUAUAACAUGUGAUACGCUACUUGUAGACAGGCUUUUGAAUUUUAGUAUAAACCUUGUGCCUCGUGGUAUACGUCAUCCAGUCUCUACUGAAAUUUUUCCUACUUUGUCCAGGAAUAAGUGUGGAACUGGAGCUGUUAGCAUUCAAGCUGGCAGUGCUUUGCUAGCUAAAGGUGGUAUCUGCUUUAUAGGAGACUUGUCUUCACACAAAAAAGAUAAGCUUGAACAGCUUCAAACAGUUCUGGAGAGCAGAAGCAUUACAGUAUACAUCCCAGGAAAGAAAUUUGGGGAUGAUAAUGAUCAACAAGUGACUUUUCCAGUUCAGUGCAGUUUUUGGUCGUUUGUUGAUAUGGAUUCAUCUUCAAGGAGAAAUGCACAGAAAACCAACACUCUAAUUGGUCAAAUGGAUUGCAGUUUGAUUCCAGCUAAUCUUGUGGAGGCAUUUGGAUUAUUGAUCAACUGCAAUGAAUCAUCUCCUUGCAACCCAUUCCUUCCUACUGUGCAACAUACUUUAAAGAAAGCCAUUGAUCCUGAAGGGUUGCUUUACAUAGCUUCUAAACAGUUUUCAACCGAAGAUUUUGAAAAGCUUCUAGCAUUUGCAAAGAAUUUGAAUGUAGAAUUCAGCUUGGAGGCAGAAAGAAUGAUUCAUGGCUAUUAUCUCGCGAGUCGCAGAAUCAGAACAGAUUCUGUAUGUGGAUCAAAACUGUCAGCAUCUGCAUUAAAAUAUUUAGUUUCCCUAUCUGAAGCACAUGCUCGACUGAACUUAAGGAAUAAGGUACUUAAAGAAGAUGUGCUAAUUGCAGCCUUAUUAUUUGAAACAUCUCUCACAUUGAAAUAUGGUGCUACUGUAUUUUGUGUUGCUCCAAAUGCAGUAUUUCCAUUUGAGCUCUAUGAUGAAGAAUAUUUAGAGCAAAGGGAUGUCUAUCUGACUCAAUGCCAACAACAGCUCCAUCAGUUUAUUGCCACAUACGGACCUGGGACAACUAUUUUAUCUAGUGAUGAAUAG